AUGCUGAGCGCUCUGAGGUCCAGCAGGGCCUUCCUGCCGUCGCCUGCGGGCCGCGCGGGCCGCAAGCUGUCGGCACGCGGUGGAGUUGUUGUUGCAGCGGACUGCUGCACACGCUCUGCGGCUACAACCGCAGCCUGUUUCCGGAAAGCUCGACACAGCAGCAGCAGCAGCAGCAGCGAGGCCUGGGCGGAGAGACAUGGCGCGCUGCAGGCGUCCUCGCGAGGGAUUCUCACGUCGGCGACGAGGUUGUCGGCAGCGGCUGGCGCGGUGAACCCGACCUCUCGCACGUCGUCCACAACUCUUGAAGAGAUCACGACCGGGCAGUUCAACGACCUCGACCUGUCGAAGAACACGCACGCCGCGAUCUCGGACGUUCUGGGGUACGCUAACAUGACCAAGGUCCAGGAGCAGUCCAUCCCGGUCUGCCUCACAGGCGUUGACGUCCUCGCCAAGGCUAAGACGGGUACCGGCAAAACAGUCGCGUUCUUGAUCCCCGCCAUCGAGCGGGCGGCAAAGAGGGGUUUCGGGAAGGGCGUGUCCGCGCUCAUCAUCAGCCCCACGCGCGAACUCGCCCAGCAGAUCGCCGUCGAGGCCCAGCAGAUCAUGUCCUUUCACAGGCUGAAGCUCAUGUGUUCCGUUGGGGGCGUCAACGUCAACCGGGAUCUGAACCAGCUCAACUCGGGGGCCCCGGACAUCAUGGUGGCGACGCCGGGAAGGCUCCUUGAUCUGAUGGAGAAUCACGGCUUGGGGCGAGACAUGAGGGACCUCGACACCCUUGUUUUCGACGAGGCUGACCAACUCCUCGAGAUGGGCUUCCGCCCUGCCAUCGAGAACAUCCUCAGGAACCUGCAAGCGAGCAAGACCUAUCGGCAGACCCUAAUGUUCAGCGCAACCAUGCCCGGAGACGUUCAGGCCAUCGCUAGCAUCGCCAUGAAGCCAAGCUACGAGGUCGUCGACUGCGUUGGGGAGGAAGAAAACACCCACCAGCACGUCCCGCAGAAGUUUGCCGUGGUGCCGAUGGCGGAGCAAAUACCCCGACUCUUGGCGACGAUCCUCAAGGCUAAGGAGGACCCCGACCACAAGAUCAUCGUGUUCUUCGUGGCCGCGAGAAUCGUACAGCUGCACGCCGAGCUAUUCACCCAGAUGGGAGUAGACGUGCUCGAGACCCACUCGCGGAAGUCGCAGGCGGCCCGGACCCGCGUCGCGGAGGCCUUCCGCAAUGGCAAGGGUCAAAUCAUGUUCACCAGCGACGUGUCGGCGAGAGGAAUGGACUACCCCGACGUGUCUCUCGUCAUUCAGGUCGGUCUCCCGUCGGACACUAACCAGUACGUUCACCGCCUGGGCCGUACCGCGAGAGCUGGGAAGGGAGGCAGCGGUCUCUUGGUCCUUGCGGAGGCUGAGAAGGGAUUCAUCAGGGAGGUGGGAGAUCUCCCACUGGAAGAGGAUGAGCGAAUGGAUCCGGGCACUAUGAUAGAGGCCCGGCAGAUGGUAGCGGGAGCGGUACACCGCGUAGACCCGGUGACCGUCAGCAAGGCUUACCAGGCGUGGCUGGGUUUCUACAAGGGUGCCCUCAGGAGGCUGAGGUGGACACCCGGAACCCUCGUAAGCUCGGCCAACUCUUGGGCGGUGGAUGUCUGGGGCCUGGCGUCCCCGCCCCCCCUCCAGGCCAGAACUAUCGGGAAGAUGGGCUUGAGAGACGUUGACGGUCUCGUGAUCGACAGAACCCCGCAAGAGCCGAGGGGAGGGGGGGGAGGUCGUGGCCGCGGAGGGGGGGGUGGUAGGGGGGGACGCGGCGGUGGUGGGCGCGGGGGGGGGAGGGGUGGGGGGGGAGGGGGCCGGGGACAGCGGCGCAAUAUGAGCGGGGGGGGACGAGGAGGCGGCGGGGAAAACGGUUACCGGAGAGGGCCGGGGAGGGGGGGGGGUGGUGGUGCGGGGUCUGGCGUUGGCAGGGGGGGUGGGGGGCGAGGCGGUAUGCGGUAGAUUUACGUUAAUGAAAAUAAUUUAGUGGGUGGGGGGUCGCCGGUGUUUCAGACCAGGCCCGCUGCCGAGAGGUUGUUGUUGAUGGUGGUACGCAUAGGGGUGUGUGGCUGUGGAGGGAGGAUGCCGAUCUUAGACCUCGACGUCGAUCUUCAAUCUCGUGACUUGUUCCGUUGGUUUGAGUUGCUGGGUUUUGGUUGGACCGCGGAGGUUAGGAUUGCCGAAGGCGGUGGUACGAUGCCAGAUUUAGCGAUAGACUUCCCCCUUUAAUACAGUCAUGACAUGGGUAGGGUGGUGACGGUGGGGGUACACGGCCAGGAAGACCGGAUUCAGCGAUAGGCUUCCCUUUUUACGUGAUCCUGGGCACCGUUGUGUUGUUGGUUGGGGACGGAAAGCAACCCGAAAAUCUGAACAGUUCACGGCAACGUGUGGCGCGUUCUCCUCUGUCUGGCCAUUCAUGCGUAUGUCGAACGUGCUUGAAGUUGGUGGGGAGGUGGCGAACCGCGUGAGAGAAAAAAUGAUGACCAUUUCGCGAUACUGUAUGCAUACCUGGCGCAAAAACUGUCCCUAUAUGCUGUCUGGGGAAUCUUAGACAUACAGGUACUUUCUGACGCUAUGAAU
Molecule: messenger RNA, 2598 nt
Organism: Ectocarpus siliculosus
Lineage: Eukaryota; Phaeophyceae; Ectocarpales; Ectocarpaceae
Source: the annotation of a GenBank genome assembly